Molecule: messenger RNA, 534 nt
Organism: Durusdinium trenchii
Lineage: Eukaryota; Dinophyceae; Suessiales; Symbiodiniaceae
Source: the annotation of a GenBank genome assembly
AUGCAGGUCCCAUGGACCUUGGCGUGGGCGACUCCGCUCUAUUUGUUGGUGGGGUUCCCAUUGGAUUUUUACCGCUUCUUCGUUUUUGUGCUGACUUCAUUUUUGGUUUUGCUGCUGGCUUGCGCAGCUGGCUCUGCAGUUGGUGCCAAGACUCGCGAUGCAGAUGGCAAUAGGUCUGUGCUCAUGCCUUUGAUCAUUCCUUCCACACUUUUCUCAGGAUAUGUCAUCCCUUACGCCCAGAUCCCACUGGUUUGGAAACCCUUCUACUACGCUUCCCCGAUCAUGUGGGGAAUGAGCAUCCUUGAGACUAGCUUGUACCAGGGCGCGGAGUUUGGAGACUGUGACUCGAGCAUACCCUUCUCGAGGCGUCACUGCUAUGCCACAGGGGAAGAGUAUUUGAAACAUUCCACUUGUGCAUUGGCCCAGCAGCUGGGUGUCUUUGGAAUGAUUGGUGUUUGCCUGAUCUACGUCACUCUUGGACUUCUUCUGAACAUCCGGAUGAUUCACAAAGCUGUGCUGAAUGGCCAAGUUUGA